Siniperca chuatsi (mandarin fish) is the source of this 6138-nucleotide messenger RNA. It is a transcript of the gene rnf19b, whose product is annotated as ring finger protein 19B. Gene Ontology annotation, cellular component: cytoplasm; ubiquitin ligase complex. Gene Ontology annotation, biological process: positive regulation of proteasomal ubiquitin-dependent protein catabolic process; ubiquitin-dependent protein catabolic process; protein polyubiquitination. The record is from RefSeq and is a predicted model, not a curated record. The transcript has 10 exons. Lineage: Eukaryota; Metazoa; Chordata; Actinopteri; Centrarchiformes; Sinipercidae. Bases 933 to 3125 code for a protein of 730 amino acids. Gene Ontology annotation, molecular function: zinc ion binding; ubiquitin protein ligase activity; ubiquitin conjugating enzyme binding.
AGAGGGAGAGAGAGAGAGAGAGAGAGAGAGAGAGGGAAGCGGAGCGAGCUGCAGAGAUUACCCAGCGUUUCAGCGCUGCGCUCCCGGGGCGCAGGAAGACUAGAGGCCGCCGUCACCUGCCAGGAGCCCCCCGAGCACGAGAGGAGAGAAACGGGCACGGUAACGGAGGACUGUUUCUACCUGCAGCUAAUCGAUAAAAGGCAAGGCGACACAAGGAGGGAGCCAGGACAGGAGCCGAAGUGGCCGUCGCAUCGCUCUCCCAGCCUCUCCUGUCGAAGAAAUCCGGUCUUGAGCUGGAAAAGACCGUUCAGAGAGACCGGCGUUCAGCUACGAACGAGAGGAAGACGAGCAGAGGAGCGGCUCUGAAUGCAGCUGAAGAGAAUUAAAUCCGAACUGAGGAAUUAUUACAACAUUCAGACUGAACUCUGUCCUGUGGAUUUUUCUGUUGCCUUUUCUUACCUUCUCUAUUUUUAGGGAGAGUCAUUCAUUGGAACAGACAUUAAUCUUUUUCUUUGAUAGUGAGCAUCGCAGUAAUGCUUGACCUCAACAUCUGCCUGAUAGAUGAAAGACUUGUUUUUCAUCUUUUUUAACCUUUUUACUGCCAAGUUUGAGAGAAACUCUGGGAGACAAAGGGGAUUUUUUUCACUUUGAACUUGCACAAUCUCUUUGAUUUUCUGUUUCUGCCCCUGUAUCUCACUUCUUUUCCUGAUAACGUUUUGUUUCUCAUAAAAGGAAGAAAAGGAGGUGACUGACUCAAGUGUCUCUAACAGGAACUUGAAUUGCAUUUGCAUUCCAGUUUGGCAUUCACAGGGGGACAAAUCCUCCCUUGUGUGUGUGACAGAGUGUGUGUUUGUGUAGCAAAGUGUCCCUCUGCGAAACAUUAGUGUGCAUCAGGGGACAAUAACUGGCCCUGUGUGUCUCUUCUGGGGAAAAUGGGAUCAGAAAAGGACUCAGAGUCACCUCACUCUUCAGUGAGCGGCGUCCCCAACCCUAAGUGCCGUGCAGCGGGCAAACGCCAGGGCCGCAUCUCCUUUCACAGCCUCUUCCACAGCAAACGGGGCUCUCGGGGCACCAGGGGCCCCAAAGGAGGAGCGGCCACCCCUUUAUCCCAUCAUCUCCACACACAACAACAGCUUCUCCCUUCUGCCUUGAGCUCAGCGCCCGCUGCAGCCUCUGCUACUCCCACAACGACCACCACCACAGCCACCACAACCCCCCAGGAUGCUGCCUCCAGCACCCCCUCAAAGCCACUCUCCUCCAGCCAGCCAUCCCUGGAUGGAGCCCCCUCCUCUGGGGAGGCCAGCCUCUUGGAGUGUCCCCUGUGCCUGGUGCGCCAGCCCGCCGACCAGCUCCCCGAGCUGCUGGGGUGCAGCCACCGCUCCUGCCUCUGCUGCCUGCGGCAGUACCUCCGCAUUGAGAUUACAGAGAGUCGAGUCCAGCUCAGCUGCCCCGAGUGUGCCGAGAGACUGGCCCCACAACAGGUGGCGGACAUCUUGGAUGAUGCAGCCCUGCUGGAGAAGUAUGAGGAGUUCCUGCUGCGGAGGUGCCUCGCCUCUGAUCCAGACUGCCGAUGGUGCCCGGCACCUGACUGCGGAUUUGCCGUCAUCGCCUCAGGGUGUGCCAGCUGUCCCAGGUUGGUGUGUCGCAGAGAAGGCUGCGGUGCUGAGUUCUGCUACCACUGCAAACAAGCCUGGCAUCCCAACCAGACCUGCGACUCGGCCCGCCAACAGAGGGCGCAAUCCUUGCACACCCACAGCAACCACUCACCCAGCUACACACAGGACCAGGGACCCACUGAUGACAUCAAGCCCUGCCCUCGCUGUGGUGCCUACAUCAUCAAGAUGAAUGAUGGGAGCUGCAAUCACAUGACCUGCGCCGUAUGCGGCUGUGAGUUCUGCUGGCUCUGCAUGAAGGAGAUCUCCGACCUGCACUACCUCAGUCCAUCUGGCUGUACGUUCUGGGGGAAGAAGCCUUGGAGCAGGAAGAAGAAGAUUUUGUGGCAGCUGGGCACUCUGAUUGGAGCUCCAGUCGGCAUCACCCUCAUUGCAGGCAUCGCUGUUCCUGCCAUGGUCAUUGGCAUCCCUGUUUACGUCGGCCGCAAGAUCCACGCCCACUACGAGCUGAAGAAGUCAUCUCGUCACAGAAGGAACCUGGCCAUCACAGGAGGCGUGGCCCUGUCAAUCAUCACCGCCCCGGUCAUCGCAGCUGUCAGCGUGGGUAUUGGUGUGCCCAUCAUGUUGGCCUACGUGUACGGUGUGGUGCCCAUUUCUCUGUGUCGCGGAGGAGGUUGUGGUGUCAGCAGAGGGAAGGGACGAGGUGUGCGGAUUGACUUUGAUGAGGACGAUGGUCCAAUCACAGUGGCAGAUGCGUGGCGAGCCCUCAAGUCCCCGAGCCUUGGUGAGAGCAGUCUGGAAGGGGCGGUCAGCGGUCUGAGUACCACCUCCCCCAGCGAGGGGCUCUCCAUGGCCCCUGGGAAUCUGGGUGACACACCCCACUUUAACACCCUGGCAGGUGGCGCCCUGGGAACCCGCACCGGCAAGUACAGCAGGCUUGAGGUGCAGGCAGGGGAGCUGGCUAAAGAAUCAGCCCAGAGGGAGACAGGCAGCCUGGGAGCAGGGAGCGACUGUGCCAGCACCCGUGGAAUGGCCGGAUCCAUUAUCUCCUCCUACACACUACCUGACAGGGAGUGCACCAACCUGGAGAUCCAGGUGGACAUCGAGACCAAACCCAGCCAUCUCUGCCUGACCAGCGAAGAGGACCUAACCCCGCCCCCAGGCUCUGCUGCCAUGGCGACCGUCUCAGGAGGGGAGGAGCCUCAGGACUGCAGCUCCAGAAGGGGCGGAGCUUUGUCUGGCUCUGCGUUGGGACUGUCGCCUGGAGCAUCAAUCAGGGAGGGUCUCAGAGACGUCACCCUGGCUCAACCGGAGAGCAUCCGCAGUGACCUGGAGAUGUCAGACACGCAAUCAGACGACAUCGCAGAGCUGACGUCGGACGACUGUGACUCUCCUCACCCGAAAAGCUGUCACCUGGCGGCCGGCCAGCAGCCCCAGGCCUCAUCCUGCCGAGCCCUGAACCCCGAAGGCCUUCACUGUCCCGCAGACAGCAACGUCAUCCUCUAUGUCUGAGAGAACAGCAACUCUCAGGAUUGCACAAAAAAACGAACCAAUCCCCCAACAGUCACAUUUGAGCUCUCUGUCUUUACUUCAUGGCUUUUUUUUUCCUUUGGUCAUUUCUCGUUUGCUGCUUUUGCGACUCACAGACACCGUCUUAAACACAGACAGGGUUUGUUUACUUUUGUCUGUCCUAUCUAUCUACCUGUCAAUCUCCUCACUGAGUAAAUUGUCAGGGUUCUACCUCUGAGAUUUAUAAGAUGAUGAUUUAUGUUUACUCCUUGGUGCAAAAUGCCUUGGCUACUUAAGCAAAAAAAAAAAAAAAAAAAGAAAAAGAAAAAGAAAAGAAAAAAGAGGUACAAAUUUUCCAGAAGAAAUAUUGCUAAAUUGAAAUUAUGAAAUAAGAUGAAAUGUCACCAAGCACAGCAGAGGGAGAAGGCUGUUAGCUGAGGACGGAGGGGAUGUUUAUAACAAUGUGUGAAUGAAUGUGGACUUUAUACUCAACUAUUGUGGCUUUAUUUUCUUCUUCGCCUCUAUUUAUAUUCAGAUGACCUUGAAAGUGUAUUUGCUGUGUGCAUGAGUCUGCAUGAGCCAUGCCUUGUGUGAAAGGUUUAAAAGGGCAGCAAGUUUCUGUUACACUGGUGAAAGUUAAAGUUUACUUUAGUGGAUGAAGCUGCACUUGACUCUCACUUUUUCCAUUUUCCAGGAGGAGGAGGGGGACUGGGAGGAUGCACAUGGGGACAAAAAAUAUGAGUUUCGAAAUGACGGAAAUAAGUGAUUCAGUUCUGACAAUGACGUGGCGAGACCAGAAGGCACUGUGGUGAAAUGCACUGGGAGAAGCCACUUUAUUCUAUUCUAUAAAGUCUACUGUUUAGUUCACUUUUUCACACUGUGGACAUUUUGAACAGUUGAGGACAGCCCAGCAUAUAGAACGGGUUUGUCCUCCUGUUCUGCGCUGAGAUUUACAUCAAACACUCAUUUAUCACUUCACCAAUAACCAACUGAGAAAUUUAAUAUAAUUUUAUAUAAGUAUAAACUUAUAUGAGUUUAAUUUUUUUUUUUGUAACAGAUGGGGUCACAAGUUGUGAUUUAUUGCUGUCUAUAGUGUAUAAAAAACCCUGUAGUUACAGAAACAGUGUUUGACUGGAUUUAUGCUAAGGUCGCAACUAAUGUUUAUUUUCAUUAGUGAUUAAUCUGCCAAUUAUUUUCCCAAUUAGUCGUUUCUGCUUUAGUACCCUCAUCAUUUUUCAGAUGUCUAUGAGCUGUUAGCAGUUCCACCAAAAAGACAUUUAACCUCUGACUUUUUAGAUGGUUUCAUUUCAAUAACUGUUUGAGGCCCAAAAAGACUCAGCCCAGUGUCCAAGAAAUGAAUAAAAUAAAAUUGUCAGAAAAUAUUUUCACUAUAAUUUUCCAGUUAAUUGACUGGCAGUCCACAAUCCAACGAUAAUCUGUUUACUGUCAUAUAUGACAAAGAAAAACAACAAAUCCUUUACAUUAGUGAAGCUGGAACCAGAGAAUGUUUUGGCUUAAAAAAAUGAUGAUAGUUGCUGAUUACUUUUUUGUCGCUCGACUAAUUGAUAAAUAAACUAAUUAUUUCAGCUGUAAUUUGUGACCAUUUUUGAAAACUGGUCAAUGAAGCUCGAUUUUUAACACUUGACUUCCAGCUCAGACUGGCAACCUGACGCUGCUCACUGGUUAUUGUCAGAACUCUCUCACUGCGUGGUUCUGGUGUGUGUCAUGUGACUGGACCAGUGUUUGACAGUUGGCUACCAACACGACACACACCCGACUAGUUUUGGUUUACGACGUGUUAACUGGCUGUCUGACCCACUUGAACGUUGUGUGUGUGUAUGUUUGGGGACGGGUAUUACUCAUGUUCUGGGGACAUGAAUUUGUUUACACAGACAUAUUCCGUAUGGAAAGUCCCCAUAACGUAAAUCAAUACAUUUUAGGGUGAAGACUUGAUUUAAGGUUAGGGUAAGGGUUAGGUUUAGGCAAGUAGUGGUCAUGGUUAGGGUAAGGAAUUGAAUGUAAGUCAAUGUAAUAUCCCCUAAAGUGAUGGAAACACGACUGUGUGCGUGUGUGUGUGUGUGUGUGAGUGAAUGAAUGGACUCCUGAUGAAUGUAUUUGUUUGUCCCACUUUGUUUUUGAAUGAGCACUUGUGCACUUUAUCUGAAUUCAUCGUAUUUAUCUUUUGUUUGUUUUGGUUUUGUUGCUAUUCAUAAUCUCUUACUAUGAAUGACUUUAUUUCAGUUGCAUACAAAAGUCUGUGGUACAACCAAAAUAAAUCACCUACCAGAAGGCCUUUUAUGUUGGAUGUAACUAAAGAAGAGUUUGGCUCAAAAACAUCAUAUAACCAUUUUUGAAAAUAGAUGUUUUGUCAUGUUUAUCAUUCAGUAUUUUAAGGGCAUCCAAGGUGUUUUUAUCAAUUUUGUGAUGCAAAGAGUAUAAUUUUUAUAUUUUAUUCUAGUUUAUGUUUUGCUAAUCAUCUUUUAAUAGUCAAUUUCACUUUUGGAGCCAAACACUUAAAAUAUUGAUGCCGAUAAGCUCUUCUUAAUCAUACUCACUAGCCUGAAUUGUUUCUUAGCUUUGUAUCACCUCUGUGCUUCAGUUUUAAAAGGUUUUCUACCAGGUUUUCCUUUAAUCUGCAAGGAAUCGACUUGGGAACCUUUUUCAUCUCAGAGUAGCUUUAUGGAUUUAGCUGCUUAUAUAACCUGGCAGUGCUUUGUUUGGUCUGCACUUAUCACUUGUUUCUGCCUGCCUGCCUGUGAGAAAACACACGAAUGUACCACGGACAGAGUGUGCGUGUUAAUGGAGUGCCCCAUUAAGACCACAGGUGGUCCUGUACUUAUUUGAAAAGGUUUUAGAGUAUAUAGAUAGCAAUAUUUAAGUGUUAUUAUAUUGUUUGUGUAUUUCCUGUCACUGUUAAAGCCCUGCCCUGUGUGGCGUUGUACAUGCAGGACUGUGAAAGACAACCUGUGGACCUUUGGGGAAAAAAUAAAUAAACACAACCUAAUGUUGCACCAAA